This is a messenger RNA of Aspergillus lentulus, 336 nucleotides long. RefSeq lists its product as uncharacterized. The record is from RefSeq and is a predicted model, not a curated record. Lineage: Eukaryota; Fungi; Ascomycota; Eurotiomycetes; Eurotiales; Aspergillaceae.
AUGCAUCUUUCACCCUGGGCCACUGCCACUUUCAUUACCGCCGCUACGGCGGCUACUCUCAAGGUCAACUACUAUUCCGACGGCGGCUGCUCCAACUACAUGACCUCGCUCAAUCCAACAACCGACUUUUACUGCUAUGACUACGUCUGGUCCGGCUCCAACAGCGUGAAUAUCGCCGACUGCACGUUUCCGAAUGGAAAGUGCCUCUGCACUUUUUACACGCAGCCGCACUGUAAGGGCGCGCAACAGACUGUUGUCUACGGUGGGGACAAUUGUGCGUCGAACUGGUGCCGCGGAUUCUAUUCCAUGAGGUGCAGCAUUGAGCAUGGCCUCUGA